GUUCCGUUUCCGGGCGCAUUUCGCAGCAUUGCCUCCUCACACAGAUCGUUUUGUUUCCAUAAUACUAAUACUUGGUCAGGACUCGGCCUCAAUAUGGUGAAACUAUCCGCAGAGCUAAUUGAGCAAGCUGCUCAAUAUACCAAUCCUGUGAGGGACAGAGAGCUGGACUUACGAGGUUAUAAAAUCCCUGUGCUUGAAAAUCUCGGAGCCACUCUGGAUCAGUUUGACACUAUUGACUUCUCUGACAACGAAGUGAGAAAACUGGACGGCUUCCCCCUGCUCAAAAGGCUGAAAACAUUGCUAAUGAACAACAACAGGAUUUGUCGCAUAGGUGAGAAUUUGGAGCAAUCUCUGUCGGCUCUGUCAGAACUGGUUCUGACAAACAAUAAUAUUCAGGAGCUGGGUGACUUGGACCCACUGGCCUCAGUGAAGAGCCUGACCCUGCUCAGCUUGUUAAGGAAUCCAGUGACAAACAAGAAGCAUUACAGGCUCUAUGUCAUCAACAAAAUCCCACAGAUCCGUGUGCUUGACUUCCAGAAGGUAAAGCUCAAGGAACGGCAGGAGGCAGAGAAAAUGUUCAAGGGCAAACGAGGUGCUCAACUUGCAAAGGAUAUUGCCAGACGAACGAAAACAUUCACUCCCGGAGUGGCAGCACAGCUGGAGAAGAAGAGGACGGGGCCGUCUCAAGCUGAUGUGGAAGCCAUCAAGAAUGCCAUUGCUAAUGCUUCAUCGUUGGCAGAGGUGGAGAGGUUGAAAGGGAUGCUUCAGGCUGGUCAGAUCCCAGGACGAGACCUGAGACAAGGUCCAGCCGGGAUGGUAGAAGAAGAGGAGGAGGAGGAAGAGGAGGAAGAGGCUGAUGCUGCACAGAUGGAGACACGUAUGGGUGGAGGUGAAGAGGAGAUGAUAGAGGCUGAUCAAGAGGAGGAAGAGGAAGACAUGGAGGAAGAGCCACAUGUUAAUGGUUCCUGAGUACCUGGAUGCUUUUUUGUUCCUGUGUUGUAGAGUUUUUUUAUGUUGGACAUUCAUCUACCAGGGCUGUUUUAUUUUGUAACACAACAUACAUUAAAGUGAUUUGUUAUAUA
Molecule: messenger RNA, 1082 nt
Organism: Centropristis striata (black sea bass)
Lineage: Eukaryota; Metazoa; Chordata; Actinopteri; Perciformes; Serranidae
Gene: snrpa1
Product: small nuclear ribonucleoprotein polypeptide A'
Exons: 9
Coding region: 94-969 (291 amino acids)
Biological process (GO): mRNA splicing, via spliceosome
Cellular component (GO): U2 snRNP
Molecular function (GO): protein binding; U2 snRNA binding
Source: RefSeq, a predicted model, not a curated record